AUGUCGGCUUUUGCUAAUCCAUUCACGUCGGGUAUCAAGCCCAACCUUUCAAAUGCAAGCGGUAUCAAUCCUUUUACUGCUAAUAGUAAUGCAGCGGGAGGCAGUGCAUUUGGCCAACCAAGCUUCGGAGCAAGUACGAUGGCAGGAGGUGCGGGUAGUUCUACGUUUGGGGUGCCUCAGUUUGGCGCGAGUACCAGCAAUACUGGCAAUGCAACCGCUAGCGCUUUCAACGGCAUCAACAAUGCAGCACAGUCUUCAGCAUUUGGAACACCCGCAUUUGGAUCUAGCGCACCUGCUAAUACUAAUGCGCCCUCCACUUCAUCUGCAUUUGGAGCCCCCUCAUUUGGGUCAUCUGGUUUUGGAUCUACAGCUGCAGCAGGCAAUCAUUUUACCAAAGCUCCCAGCUCAAUGGGAUCUGCAUUUGGACAAGCGGGAUUUGGAGUAAACGGAACUGCUGCAGCAUCAAGUGCUACGAAUAACAGUGAUAUAUCUGCGUUUGGCGCUAUACAAAACAAGCCGUUAACGUCCGCUUCUCCUUUUGGGUCACUGCAACAGGACCAGGCACAAAAUCCAUCUUCCACAUCGUCAGCCUUUGGUAAACCUGCUUUCACUACAACCAGUAAUACACAGUCACCAUUUGGAGCUAUUCAAAAUACGAGUGCAAAUGCCGGAACGGGAGCAGCCCCCUUUGGUUCAUUUGGUGCUAACAGCAAUAAUAAAUCGCCUUUUGGCAACCUUCAGAGCGGAGCGUCCCCUGGCUUUGGUCUUGCUAACUUCAAAGCUAAUAUCAGCAAUAACAGCAACAGCAGUGGCAAUAGCAACCCAUUUGGGAGUACGGAUAAUCAAGGUUCAUCCAAUCAAUCCUCUUUCGCUUCAGGAGCGGCCGGCACCUUCCGUUCUGCACCUAAUUCCAAUGCAUAUCAAAAUACAGCUUUUCAAUCUCCCUUUGGUAAUAAAGGUUUUUCAUUUGGCAUUUCAUCAGAUGCCAACAAGACACCCCAAACUAGUUCUCUAUUCGGCCAAACAGCACCGAAUACAAAUGCAAACCCUAUUUCACAGAAUAAUGGUGGGCCAGCUUCAUUUGGGUUUGGACAGCAACCUAUGAAGACCACCAACAACUGCAUCAAGGUAGCGCCUGAAAACACUGGAUUUGUUCAAGGGUUGCCCUCUGAAAAGGAUGGCAUUCUAGAGUUGACUGAUCUUGCUGAGGAAACACUAAAUAUAUUCAAAGCAAGCAAAUUUGAACUAGGUCUUGUGCCCGAUAUACCUCCACCACCGGUAUUAGUUACGUAG
Molecule: messenger RNA, 1293 nt
Organism: Saccharomyces kudriavzevii IFO 1802
Lineage: Eukaryota; Fungi; Ascomycota; Saccharomycetes; Saccharomycetales; Saccharomycetaceae
Gene: NUP42
Product: FG-nucleoporin NUP42
Exons: 1
Coding region: 1-1293 (430 amino acids)
Source: RefSeq, a predicted model, not a curated record